AUGUUGUUGCCGUUGCCCCCUGGCAAGCGGAGGACAGAGCAUAGCUGGCUGUUCCCGCUUCAGAGAAGGCCUUGGAGACUUGUGCUGAGAGCUGCCUCCUUGGUUCUGCCUUUUCUCUCGCAGGCACCUGCAGAGCCUCUCCCUGCUAUGGUCAAUAGAGAAAGGAGCCUGGUUUGGGGACCUGACUUGCGAGCCAAGCUCACCCUGCCCGGGAGGCAUUUCUUCAUCCGAGCCGUUGGGCCCAACAGGCGUCCUGUUUAUCAUGAAUGUUGUAACUGCUCAGAAGAAGAUGCUGAGGCUUGAGAGAAAAGUCUUUUGUGUCCUCAGGAACCUCAGGUUAUGAAGGACUUCAUUGCAUUUCUAAGUAUUCAUCUCCAGCAGAUGUUUAAGGAAGUUCCUCCAAGGUUUGGCCAAAGAACGGGAGCCAUUGUUCAUUACAGUGUCCUUGCUCUGGGGGCUGCCAAAGUUACUGAAGCCUUGAAACUGCUGAGCGUAGUUGGAAAAAAAUAUGCCAAACACCAAGCCAACAAACCUGAAAUUCAGGACGGAAUGGAAUUUGCGCCUCAUCCAGAUGACAGGACUUCAAUCUGCGACUGCUACGGGAGAAAACCUUCAAGGGACGAGCUAUAA
Messenger RNA from Sphaerodactylus townsendi, 630 nucleotides. RefSeq names its product protein O-glucosyltransferase 3 (gene POGLUT3). The transcript is spliced from 4 exons. The record is from RefSeq and is a predicted model, not a curated record. Lineage: Eukaryota; Metazoa; Chordata; Lepidosauria; Squamata; Sphaerodactylidae.